AUGGCUGUUAUAGACUCUACUGACUAUGUUGAAGCUCAAGAAGGUUCCAAAUCAUUGAAAUUUCCUAUUGAAAAACAACAAGCUAAUUUUGAAUUAGGUGUUUCAAUGAUUAUAUAUUCAUGGGAAGCUUUAGAUAUUGCAGUGGCUAAUCAAUGGGGUGGUGCUCAAUCAGAAGCUAAGAGAGAUUGGAUCACUGCUAUUGUCCUAGAUUUAUUUGAUGAAAAAAUCGUAGAUGUGGAAUUGAUUGAAGAAACUAUUUUAAAUGCAAUGAUUGAUGAAUUUGAUGUUAAUGUUGAAGAUGAUUCUUCUUUAAUUAUUGCUGAUAGAAUUAUUAAAAUUUAUAGAAAAUGUUUUGAUCAAGAUUAUAAAGAAGUUCAUGAAUUAUAUUCAAAAUGGGAAAUUAAACAAAAGGAAAGAUCUGCAAGAAAUUUAAAUAUAACUAUAAAUGAAGAUCCAUUAAAUCCAGAUUCUUCAGAUGAUGAUGAUGAUGAUGAUGAAGAUGAUGAAGAACCAUCAAAAAUAACAGGUGAACCAAUAGAUGAAGAUGUUGAAAUGGGUGGUGUUGAUGAACCUCAAGGUCCUAUAGUUGAUGAUGAUGGAUUUGAAUUGGUUCAAAAAAAGGGUAAAAAGAGAAAUUGA
Molecule: messenger RNA, 639 nt
Organism: Hansenula ciferrii
Lineage: Eukaryota; Fungi; Ascomycota; Saccharomycetes; Phaffomycetales; Wickerhamomycetaceae
Gene: TSR2
Product: Tsr2p
Exons: 1
Coding region: 1-639 (212 amino acids)
Biological process (GO): maturation of SSU-rRNA from tricistronic rRNA transcript (SSU-rRNA, 5.8S rRNA, LSU-rRNA)
Cellular component (GO): nucleus
Source: RefSeq, a predicted model, not a curated record